AUGGAGCGGAUUGCGCCGCUGAAGUACGCCGAGUCGUGGGACAAGGUUGGAUUGCACCUCGGCGUCGCGGAUCGAGCGAUGGGCGGUCCGGUGCUCCUGACCAUUGACCUGACUGAGGAUGUCCUCGAAGAGGCGCUGAGUAAAAAAGCUGGCGCGAUUGUCGCGUACCACCCUCCGAUCUGGAAUCCGCUUGAGCGUCUCACGGAUGAGAAUCACACGCAGCGGAUUAUCCGAGGAGCUGCGGAAGCGGGGAUCGCGAUCUACUCGCCGCACACAGCGCUGGACGCGACUCCAGGCGGGAUCACGGAUUGGCUCUGCGAAGGUUUGGGCUCUCCACGAGGCGAAGCCGUCGAGGGAGUGAUCGCAGGCGACUGCCGGGCGCUGUCUCCAGCGAGUGGGGGGGAUCCAAGCCGAGAAGUGAAGGUGAUUACCUUUGUCCCCAAGGCGCAGGUUGAUCAUGUCCGCAGCGCGCUUGGAACAGCCGGCGCUGGUGGAUUAGGAAACUACAAGCUCUGUUCAUUCACCACGCCGGGACAAGGCACUUUCAUCCCAGGCGAGGACUCCAAUCCAACGAUCGGGACCAAGGGUUCACUCUCACGCGUCGAUGAGGAUCGUCUAGAAAUGGUGUGCGCUCGGCGCGCGCUGCCGCUCGUGAUUGAAACACUCAAGCACCUGCAUCCCUACGAAGAGCCGGCGUACGACAUUGUGGAGCUCGUUCCUGAACCGCUCCGGCGCGUGGGAUCGGGACGGCGAUUGACGCUCGAUCAGCCGGCAUCUAUGGGAGAUCUGAUUGAUCGUCUCAAGGGACACCUGGGUCGCUCACGCAUGCGCUACGCGCUCGCUGGGGAUGAUCGUCCCUUCCGCACAGUCGGCGUGGUUCCUGGAUCGGGCGCUUCGCUCUUGGAUCUGGCGCGGCGUGAGGGGUGCGAUGUGUUUAUCACCGGCGAGAUGACUCACCACGAGGUCAUGGCAGCACGGCAAGCCGGGGUCUCGAUCCUGCUCGCGGGACACACGAAUACUGAACGCGGAUACCUCCCAAGACUGGAAGCACAGCUUCAGGAGCACUGCCCGAAGAUCGAUCAGUUGGAAGGUUCGUCGAAGUUGAGUUGUCCACGCAGCGUGAAUGGCGCUUUGGGGACGCUGAGUUUGGACUCGAACAUCACCUCGGCGAGCUUGCCUGGCUUGAGGUACUUCGCGGAUCCGUUGAGUCUGUAA
Symbiodinium sp. CCMP2592 is the source of this 1215-nucleotide messenger RNA. NCBI's taxonomy places the organism in Eukaryota, Dinophyceae, Suessiales, Symbiodiniaceae. The record is from the annotation of a GenBank genome assembly.